GAGUGCUUUCCCUUGGUGCUUUUUUCGGAAGAUGGCGACUUGGAGGCGGCUGCUGCUAAGGUCACUUUCAUUUUCACGAUGGUCUUCCAUUUACACACGACGUUUUUAUGGUUCUUCCAGCAGCAAGUUUGAUCUGGUAGUGAUAGGGGGUGGAUCAGGAGGCUUGGCCUGCUCAAAAGAAGCUGCAGAUCUUGGCCGGAGAGUUGCUGUAUUAGACUUUGUAAAACCUUCUGCUCAUGGGACCAAAUGGGGACUGGGUGGAACGUGUGUAAAUGUUGGCUGUAUUCCCAAAAAGCUGAUGCACCAGGCAGCUGGCUUGGGCCAUGCCUUAGUUGAUGCCAGGAGUUUUGGGUGGGAGGUGCCUGAAGCUGUUGGCUUUUCGUGGAAAAGGCUCACAGCAGGAGUACAGGACUAUAUUAAGUCAUUGAACUGGGGUUACAGAGUUCAGUUGAAAGACAAGAAAGUUGAGUACCUAAAUGCUUAUGGAACCUUGGUGGACAAGCACACAGUCAAGGCUGUCAAUGCCAAGGGCAAAGAGCAAAUACUCACAGCUGAUAACAUAGUGAUAGCAGUUGGAGGUCGCCCACAUAUACCUGAGAUACCUGGUGCAUUAGAGCAUGCUAUAACUAGCGAUGACAUUUUCUGGAAGUCAGAACCACCUGGUAAAACGUUAUGUAUAGGGGGAAGUUAUAUAGCCCUUGAGACAGCAGGUAUUUUGACUGGCCUUGGGUUUGAUACUACCGUGAUGGUACGAUCUAUAUGUCUACGAAACUUUGAUCAGCAAAUGUCCAGGUUAGUUACAGACCAUAUGAAAAGGGAAGGAACAAGGUUUUUAUGGAAAUCCAACCCUUUGAAGAUUGAAAAGAGGAGCAAUGGAAGAUUGCUUGUAACAUAUUCAGACAUAGAAGGUAGCAACCAUCAAGAAGAAUUUGACACCGUCAUUAUGGCAACAGGUCGAAGAGCAUCAACUAAAUCCCUGGAGCUGGAAUCUGUUGGUGUCGAACUACUUUCUGGAAAAGUCAUUGGUGGCUUUGAGAAUGACAAUGAGAAAUCUUCUGUUCCAAACAUUUAUGCCAUUGGAGAUGUUUUACAUGGUGGACUAGAACUGACGCCAGUUGCUAUUAAGGCAGGAAAGUUGUUAGCACAUCGGCUAUUUGGAGAAGAAAAAAGGCAGAUGGACUACAGUAAGGUGCCUACAACUGUCUUCACUCCAUUAGAAUAUGGCUGUGUGGGACUGUCUGAACAGGAUGCUCUUCUGAAAUAUGGCGAAGACUUUCUUGAGAUCUACCACGCUUUCUACAAACCACUGGAAUUCACUCUUCCAGGCAGAGAUGCUGCAGAAUGCUACAUCAAGGUUAUAUGCCAUAGACACAAACCACAACAGGUCUUGGGGAUCCAUCUCACUGGACCUAAUGCAGGAGAGAUUAUCCAGGGUUUUGCUGUUGCACUGAGGUGCAAGUUGUCCUUUGCCCAGCUGGUGCAGACAGUUGGCAUACAUCCAACCAGUGCAGAGGAAUUGGUCAAACUGCGCAUCACUAAAAGAUCUGGCCUUGACCCCACUGUCACAGGUUGCUGAGGUUAAGACGUCUCUGCUGUGCCUUUUCCUGGCUGACGCAGACCUGAAGACAUUGAGUGUCAAGUCUGUGAGAAUGUGAUUUUUGCAUGACAAGUGUGUUGUGACAGGAUUUUUUUUAGCUGGUCAGGAGAUGCCAGAAGGAUCCAGAGACUACAGUCAAGUGUGUGUGUGUGUGCAUAUGUAUACUGUCGGGUUGAAUGUGGUUGCUGCAGUCAAGAAAAAAAAGCAGAGAUGUCAUAGAUGUUAUUUUUAUGUGGAAUCUGGAGGCAGCUUUCCCGAGUUUCUUUUAAGGUGUCUCUGCCACCCUGUUCACAAGAUGAGGUGUUUUGUUCUCAUCCAACAAAAGUGGUCACUAGUGAAAGCUAUGGAAAUGCCUUACAUCCAGCUUUUUGCUAAUUUUGAUCACUUGGUGUUCAAGUGGCCAAUGGCUUGAUUUCUUUCUUACAUGAGGAUGUGCAUAGGCUCGUUGAGAGACUCGGAAAAGCAGCCUGAUGGUUUGACUGCAAUGACGGCCUGGCCCCAAACUGUCAGAGGGCAAGACCUGAUGAUCCAGUCAACCUGUUUUCCUAUCAUGUAGCAUAUUUUCAUAAUCAUCUGUGAGAUCAUGUUUCCUUUUGAUGCAUUGUUCAUUAUGAACUUUUUAUUUAGGUCAUCUACAAUACGAUUUAAGAUAUCAGAACUUUUGCUUCAUUUUCCUCCGUUUUCUUUCCUUCUUUCUUAAUCUUCUAUUCUCUUUUUGCUAAAAUCUGUGAAGGAUUGUCCUUUUUCAACCUUUUAUUUUCUUUUGUCUUGUUUUUCACUGCUUCCUCUUCUUAAUUCUGCCUUCUUCAUGCUUAUGACUCAUAAAGUGUACAGCAUUGGAACAAGUCAUCCUCAUCAUUUUCUGUUUGUUAAACUUCUCAAGAGGAAGUCUUGGAAGAUGUUAAAGUCAGCUGUUGUAGACUAUUUACACUUUCUUUUUACACUUUACACGUUAAAGAAAAUUAUGUGCUUUCAUGUUCAAGUCCAGUUCCUAGUGUGCUAUCACUUGGGAAGUAAAGGAAUUCUUCGUCUAUUUAUAUAAACAAUGAUGUUCAACAUCGCUGUAAAAAUUCUCAUGUCAAAGCUGAUGCCUUAAGGUCCUUUAUGGCAGUUGUGAAAUGUGUGUUGCAGAAGAGGUGGCAUAGGGCAUUGUGUACUUCUUGUUGUUUAUUUUUAUUGAACUUAUGUCUGCUGGCUGCUCAUUUCAAAUAUUGUUUUAUUUAUUAUUGCUGCUUACAUAUGUAAGCAGCAGCACUAUAGAACUAUUAUCAUGAAACUUGGAGUGAAACAAGCUAAGCAAGAAUACAAUAUAAUCGCAUAGACUAGUCAGACAAACAAACAUACUUGCUAACUGCUGUCAGCGAAAGUCAAAAGUCUGUGAAAUUUUGAGAUGUGCAUCAGACUUCUUAGCUGAAAGGCAGUUGUCAGUCAACCCUUCUGCUUAUACUCCACAGCAAAAACAUGAAUAAAUAGUAAAAUGUCAAGAAAGCAAAAAUUUAGGGAAAUACACACUUUGAAUAGCUGUUUUUGGGGAGAAAAAUAGUUCUAAAAUCUGAAGAAAACACUAUUCUGAACAACUCAAUUUAACUUGGAGGAAGUGAAUCUUCUGGCAUAAGAAACAGACCAUGCAUCUGGAUCAAUGGCUUUGGCAUUACUUGAGUUCAGCAUUUGCCCACAUGUGACUUUUGAUUAAUUUGUUUGCUAUGAAUGCAGAACAUGAGAAUGCUGAUCAGAGUUUUGGUUGCAGCAUUUUGACAUAUUUUGGUCCAAUUUUAAGUGCUUGAGUGAUAUUUAUAUACUUUGAUAUUUGUGCCUUUCCCACAGAGUUGUUUAAAUGACAGUGUGUUCAUUUAUUGCAAUAAAUUACUGGAUCAUGA
Pomacea canaliculata is the source of this 3474-nucleotide messenger RNA. Its product is annotated as thioredoxin reductase 2, mitochondrial-like. Gene Ontology annotation, molecular function: flavin adenine dinucleotide binding; thioredoxin-disulfide reductase (NADPH) activity; glutathione-disulfide reductase (NADPH) activity. The record is from RefSeq and is a predicted model, not a curated record. Gene Ontology annotation, biological process: cell redox homeostasis; cellular response to oxidative stress; glutathione metabolic process. The transcript is spliced from 17 exons. The coding region runs from base 32 to 1576 and encodes 514 amino acids. Gene Ontology annotation, cellular component: mitochondrion; cytosol. NCBI's taxonomy places the organism in Eukaryota, Metazoa, Mollusca, Gastropoda, Architaenioglossa, Ampullariidae.